UUCUGUAUGACCGAAGAAAGAAAGAACUUCCUCCUGAGGAAGCAGAGGAGGGUAGUUACAAGCCCAUUACAGCAGAGAACUUUUCAACAGCAACAAAGGAAAAAAAAAGACGUGGGAAUAAGAAUGUCAGAAAAUCUCAUCUAUGCUGACUUGAACUUGACUGAAUCAAACAGGUCUAGGCUACAGAAGGACAUCAACGUCCAAGAUUCUACAUACGCAGAACUGAAUGUGCAAUCCCUAGACACAAGUAUUAUAGCUAGCUGUGCAUCAUCUGUUCCCAGUGGUCAAACGGACAUCACAAACUUCAAAGACAGCAGAAGUGGUAAAAACUGUUGUUCCAGAACACGUAUUGGAAUAUUGAUUGCUGUGAUAAUCCUCCUACUGGUCAUAGGGGUGGGGCUGACACUCCUGUACCAUCCAACCACAAGAAGCUCACAGGACAGAGAAACAUUCUCCAUAACCUAUGAUAAGGCACAAGAUUGCCCCCAACAUUGGAAAAGAAAUGGGGAAAAAUGCUACUUCUUUUCUCGAACUACAGAAAGAAAAAACUGGACAGCUUUCCAUGAUGAAUGUACUGGCAUGCAUUCAGAACUGGUGACCAUUGACAACAAGAAAGAACUGGAUUACCUUAUUUCACAAUCAAUGAGUGAUUACUACUUACUUGGUCUCCGGUACAAUGAAAGCAAGAAGAAGUGGGAGUGGAUUAACGGCAAAGAACACAGCACAGACAUAUUUAAUAUAACAGGACCUCAUGACUACUUCUGCACUGUUGUUGGCUUUGGCGAAGUGUCAACUGCACCUUGCUGUGAAACCUCAACAACAAAAAAUAUGUGUGAAAAAGGUGCAAGUAUUUCAGAAAAGGCAGAAGAGGAGCAACAAACAACAGAUUCAAACACCUUGCCAAGCUUAGAACAUUCUUUGCUAAAACAAGUGUCAAAGACUGGAUGGAUGAGCCUCUGGAAGAGCCUUAAUUUUUACACAUUAGGAACCUGGAUGACUUGCUAACAUCAUAUGCCUGACUUUUAGGGAACUACUGUGUGGUGAUGAGUCCUGCCUUGGUGAGAGGUGUGAUAACGUGCAGAUCCUGUUUCUCAUAGACACAUGCAUAUACACUUAAUACAUCCACAGUCCUCCUUGUCCAUAAGGAGGCGCUUUGAAUCAUUGCCAUGCACUAGCAUUUCCUGCAGCUGCAAGUGAAGCUUAAGAUGUAUUUAUAUUUUGGAUCCUGUAGACAAGUGCACAGUUUACUCAGGAAAAUGGAGAAAUAUAUACAUGAAGGUUUUUCUGGCACUGACAUGUCAGAGUCAAUACAAGAAAGAGGAGGUACUAGUGGAGCAGAGACAUGACCAGCAAAUGGUGAAUGCUACCAGAGCUCUUCCAAUGUCUUUCAUUUGUUCUUGGGACUCUGGUGCUUUUGUGACUCUAAGGAUUGUCAUUUUUACCAUCUCCUUUGAGGCAGAAACGUUCCUACUUCAAAUUGUGUCAAAGUCAAUUCAUGGCUCUCUCCAGCAUCUGCAGGAUGAAGAAAGAGAGAAAGAUUUAUGAAUUCUUUGAUGAAGUACAGUGAUGGCAUGCUUACUCAUUGGAAGAAGGAGAAAAAAAAGGGGGGGGAAAAAAGGGAAGAAAAGAAAGAUAAAGGGCUUUUCUUAAUCAACAAUUGCUAUUCAAAAUGUUGUGGCCAAGGCUAAUGAACAUAGAAUCAUGCAGGAAACUUUCUCUCAUUCUUACUUGAAUGCACAUUCCGAAGUCUCUUCUUAGUGGCCUUAUUCAUCAAGUCUCCUUUGAAGCAUAUUUUUAGUUCCUUCACUAACCUUUAAUCACCAAAGAACAAAGUAAGAACAUAAAUGUAGCACAAUAAUCUCAAUGGCUGAAACCAGAGUCUAAACUGUUAUUUCAGAGGAAGAUGGGGCUGUUUGUUUGUACUCAGUUUACUGAAGGGGGUGGGAGAUAGCUCUGCAUUGUACUACAUAGAAGUCUGAAAGAGAGCUGCCUUUUAAUUUUCAUAUUCUAGCUUCUGUCCUUUAAUUGGGUGGGCUCUGAUGAAGGGGGUAGGAGAUAUAUCACUUCCCUAAGAGCCACUGGACCUAAAGUAAGUUCGGAGGCUUCAGAAAGUGGCAGAACUACAUAUCAGAGCUACAUAUCAGAGGUGAAAGAAACGAGGAAGUGGCCCUAAGGUCACUGUGGGACUACAUGAAUUCCUUCAAAUCCAGAAAGUCACAGGAGUAAGAAGAGAACACUGUUUAUAAAGAAAUAUCUAACAAGUGAGGAAGUUUGAUUUAAACUGGUUUAUUUACUCAGCCUCAGUGCUUCCUUUGCUCACAAGUCUAUCUUUCUCUGGAUUUGUUAUCUUACAUUUUAAAUAAACCUGAAGUUUACAGUUUGAGAGACUUUGAUUAGCUUUUGGCAUGUCCACCACAAGGAAAAGGUGAAGUAACUCACACCAACUCAGCCUUGGUCAUGGUCUCAUCCUGAUGCCAAGGGCAGGGGAAUCCCACACCAAUCCAAACCUAACCUCUCAUAACUUCAGUGGCAGGUGACAGCAGACAACUACAAGGUUGGUUUUAAUUCUUUCUGUGGUUGGGCAAUGGGUCAACUGUCAUUUGGCUAGGUCAGGCUCCGGGGUGCUUCACUCAAUGACCAUUAUCAAGAAGAACCUGGGACUGAGAACUUAGUAGAUGAGGAAAAGGCAGAGGAUGUUUUUGAUAUGGAUUUUAGUAAAACAUUUGACACUGUGUCCCACAGUAUUCUCCUGGAGACUCUGUCUGCUCAUGGCUUGGACAGGUGUACAGUUCACUGGGUGAAGAACUGUCUGAGUAACUGGGCUCAGAGAGUCUUAGUGAACGGGGUUCAAUCCAGCUGGCACCCAGUCACCAGUGACAUUCCCCAGGGCUUGGCCUUAGGGAUGUAAGGAAUGUUCCAGCAAUUCGUGUCAAUAGAGGGCUUGAAGGGUAAACCUUGAGUCUCUGAUAUCUGGGGGGUUUCAGAAUAACUGCUAACUAUUGUGACUAUUGCAUGGGACACUACGCAAUAUCUCUGAUAUCCAGCCAAGAGAUUAAGGAGAAGGGGAAAGCUGACGGAUGACUAAAAGACAAAGCUUGCAUGGGACGCUGCACAAGUCUCUGAUAUCUGGCCAAGAUGGACAAAGGAGAAGGACAAGGACAAAGCCUGGGAGGACGACUACGAGCCUUCAGCACAAGAGACCCCCAGAGGGACCACCGGAGACUGAUACGCAUGCACCAGUGGGAGGGCUCAGAUUCCGGGAACUAAUUAUAAUAACCCUGCCUUUUCUAGAAGUAGUAAUGAGUAUGUAUUAGCCUAGGAGCAUAAAAACAGGCCGCCUGAUGUAACGUGUGUGUGUAUAGGAGGAGCCCAGACUCCCUGCACACACAGCACUGUUUACUUCCCUUCUAUUGACCCCAUAAAUAAAUCUUAUAAAGCUAAA
Anas platyrhynchos (mallard) is the source of this 3442-nucleotide messenger RNA. RefSeq names its product killer cell lectin-like receptor subfamily B member 1F. Gene Ontology annotation, biological process: regulation of natural killer cell mediated cytotoxicity. Lineage: Eukaryota; Metazoa; Chordata; Aves; Anseriformes; Anatidae. The record is from RefSeq and is a predicted model, not a curated record. Gene Ontology annotation, molecular function: signaling receptor activity. Gene Ontology annotation, cellular component: cell surface; plasma membrane.